Molecule: messenger RNA, 1086 nt
Organism: Neospora caninum
Lineage: Eukaryota; Apicomplexa; Conoidasida; Eucoccidiorida; Sarcocystidae
Exons: 1
Coding region: 1-1086 (361 amino acids)
Source: RefSeq, a predicted model, not a curated record
AUGGAAAGGCAAAUGUUUCGAGCAGUGAGGCUGACCCUGCUCAUGGGCACCGUCCUGUCGUGCAUGGCGCCAGAAUCAAGUGAGCAAACGACUGAGGCAGAUUUCACAACCACCAUCCCGACAGAAGGACUCGAGAGGGACGUGGAGCAAGUCUUUUACCUCGGACCUUCCGCCACGCUCCAGGUCAUCGACGAAACCGGGAAAGCCAAGUAUCUGCCGGAACCCAGCCAAAGUGAUGAUGAGGCAUCGUCGGGCCCGUACACUGCUGCAUAUCGAUUCGGGAACGGAGCGUGUGAUUUCAGCAAGACAGUGGAAUUCAAGGCUGCAUUUCCGGGCCACACAAAACCACUAUGGGUUCCUGAUGGGAUAGGCUCGGGCGCGAGUGAGGAGCCAUCCUCGGGAGUGCCUGUGCGGUACACGUUUACGAAUCCUCCGGCAGAGUAUUUGGGUGGGGGUGUGAGUUUUUGCGUGCGGUUCAAGACGGUGCUGGCUGCAGGGUUGGGCUCAGAAACCGGCACGUCGACGGCUUCGACUUCCAGCCCAUCUGUAUCGGAAAACUCUGAUGCGUCCCCCGGCCCAAAUAUGCCGAGUGAGCCGCAGGACCAGGAGAGUGGAAAUCUCCCGGACAAACAUCCUGAGGUCGACUUGGAGUUGGGCCCCCCGGUGCACGGCGGGGCCCACGAAUCUAUACUUCAACCAGAUCUGACCAAUGAACAUAAGGAUGGAGUCACUGAUCCACCACCUGUGACCUUUCAUAGCUCCCGCAGUACCACAGACACUACGACCUCACAGCCUGCAACAUCUGCCCAUCAUAGAAAGCAGACCCUGCAAGCAUCCUCUGUUCUCUCUGAAUCUAGGGAGAACUCUACAGAGAAAACGCUGCCCGCAACCGAAGACGGCCAUGAAGUCCAGAGUGGUGACGGAGACCACAACGGCGCUCCACCGAGGCGGCUCGAUGAGGCGUCUGCAGUGAAAGAGGCGUACUUGACUGUUGUGGUGCACUCCGCCGCGUGGAGCCUUGCGGGUGGAAUGGGUGCUGUUUCAAGUCUUUCCAUUGUGGCAAGCGCGCUUUUGCAGAUUUCGUAG